GGCCAGGUCUGUAAAAUGUCACAGAUGUUUUUGUACGAUUCUCGGAAUCAGCCUCAGAAAUAUAAAAUGGCGUCGCACGCGGUUGGUAGAUUUGCUGCACUAGAGAUUGAUAGCGACGAAGAAACUAGGAAACAAGCCCAAAUCUCUGAACAAAAAUCUAAUGCUUCUAAAAAUGCGAAAAAGAAAGCUCGUAAAAAGAAAAAGGCUGCUGCUGAUAGUGCUGCAACUAAUGAGUUACGAAACUUAGCAUUUUCAAAACCAGUAUCUGCAAAAGUGAUACAAAACAUUCAUCAACAACGUCAUCAGGUUUCUAUGAAAGCAUCAACAGUCAGUAAGCCAACGCCAGCACAACCACCUCAGAAACCAAUAGAAAAUGCUGAUCCUAGCUGGGUGGAAUGGAAAAACAAAGAUGAAAACUAUGUGGUGGAUCAAUUUCAAAGAGACCUUGAGAUAGCACUUCGAAUGAGUGAGACGGACAUCAAGCAAGCUCAGAAAAAUUUAGCAGCUAAUAAUUCUAAAAAAAAGACAAAGAAACUGCCAACCAUGUCUCUUGAAGAAUUUUCAUUAACAACAUUGGGUAAUAACACUGCCAAGGAAGCAGUCAUUAACAUGCAAUCUACAAGAAAUGGUUACUGUCCUGACGAGCUUGACCCUAAUCAUUAUACAUAUGAAACACCCUUAGAUGAAUCUCCAAACAGGAUACACAAUGCUGCUUCAGUGCCAUCCACUUCACAAAAGAAGAACAAAAAGAAGAAGAAAAACAAAACUGAAAAUAAACCAUUAUCAGAUGUGUUGACAGAGUUACACGAUGAAAAAACCAACCCAAGUGUAACAAAAGUAUCAACUCAACCACCUGGCUUGGACGCUGCAAGUUUUGCAUCAUGGCAAAAUGAUUUGGAAGAGAAGAAUAAAGAAAUAACCACGUUGCAUGAAACAGUUGACAAGCUAAAGACGGAGUUGUCAGAAGUGAAAAAACGAAACGAGCAACUGUGUUUUAUUCUCGCUCAGGGAGAAAUGAAAGACAAGGCUGAUAUUCUUCUACAAGUCGACGAGAUGACAAAAGUGAAAAAUGAGUUAUCACAGGAGUUGUCAGGUAUGUACUCAUCGCUAGAGCAAGAACGUUCAAAAGUGACUCGGUUAAAAGACGAACUGGCGAAAUACCAGGGAUCCCGCACAAAGACAAAAUCUUUAUCAGAAGAAAAAUAAGAAACAGUAAUUCUAUAGUAUAUUUGUAUAUACGUUUUUUUGUUUGCUUUUUUUGCACAAGCAAAGUUUAUAUUUAUACAAAUGUUGUUGAUUAAAGAAAGUCAUAAAAAUAGCGUUAUAUUAGA
Messenger RNA from Hydractinia symbiolongicarpus, 1331 nucleotides. RefSeq names its product G kinase-anchoring protein 1-like. Lineage: Eukaryota; Metazoa; Cnidaria; Hydrozoa; Anthoathecata; Hydractiniidae. Gene Ontology annotation, cellular component: Golgi apparatus. Gene Ontology annotation, biological process: signal transduction. The transcript has 11 exons. Bases 16 to 1206 code for a protein of 396 amino acids. The record is from RefSeq and is a predicted model, not a curated record.